Molecule: messenger RNA, 2278 nt
Organism: Trichoderma reesei QM6a
Lineage: Eukaryota; Fungi; Ascomycota; Sordariomycetes; Hypocreales; Hypocreaceae
Product: N-terminal binuclear Zn cluster-containing/DNA binding domain-containing protein
Exons: 9
Coding region: 1-2094 (697 amino acids)
Biological process (GO): DNA-templated transcription; regulation of DNA-templated transcription
Cellular component (GO): nucleus
Molecular function (GO): DNA binding; zinc ion binding; DNA-binding transcription factor activity, RNA polymerase II-specific
Source: RefSeq, a predicted model, not a curated record
AUGGGCUGCCGAGUGUGCAGGGCGCGAAAGGUCAAAUGCGACGGCAGGCCAAACGGAUGUCGCAACUGCGAGCGCCUCCAGCUCGACUGCGUGGGCGACAACGGCCAGGCCGCCGGCCGCGCCACGCCCAUGGCCCUGCGCAAGAUCCGCACCUAUCGCUCGUGUAAGAGCUGCCGCCUGUCCAAGACCAAGUGCAACGGCGACCGGCCGAAGUGCUCGCGAUGCGCCGCCAAGAAGACCGAGUGCGUCUACGACGGCGGUUCGGCCCCGCGCUGGGCGCGCAACCUCGACCGCGCCUCCAGGACGGCCUCGACCGACGGCAGCCGCAGCAAGUCGCGCGAGCUGCCGUCCUUUAUGCGGCAGCUCGACAAGGGCUUCACCACGGACGAUGAGUCGGCGCUGCUGCACAUCAUCUGUGCUCACGGAGCCAAGUUCUACGUCCUGAAUCAGAACGAGCACGCUUCUCCGUCGGGCUUCAUCCGGCUCGCUGGCAAUGAGUGGGCCAAGAGAGCCGAGCUUCUCAUACUGACCAAUUUUGGCAAGAUCUCUGUUCAGAGACUCAUGGUUGCUAUACUACUUCAUGACUUCCACUUCCGGCUAGGGGAAUACUCUCGCGCCUUGAUGCUCAGUGGCCUCGCUGUUCGCAUGGCUCAUGCCUUGAAGAUCAAUGUCGAAGCGUCACCCGACGUCCUCUGCACCGAAUCCAACGACUCCGCCCCGUCCGUCGUCACCAGGGAGAGCCGCCGAAGACUCAUGUGGGCGUGCUAUGUUCUCGAUGCGUGGGCCGGCAGUGGCAUCGACCAGUUGACUCUCCUUCGUGAGAAUGACAUCAAGAUCCAGCUGCCCUGCAACGAGAGGAAUUUUGGCCUGCGGAUACCAUCAGUGACGGAAACGCUCGGCGUCGGCCAUGUCCUGCAGUUCUUGCCGCCGUCUGUGGUGCCGAGAAAACCAUCGGCGAACAUGGGUAUCAUGGCAUACUACAUUCGAGUAGUGGCCCUCUGGAAGCGGAUUGUGAGAUACGUGAAUCAGUUAGACUCCAGCCCUCCGCCCUGGCUGCCCGACUCGCCAUUUGCCGCUCUCGACGCCGAUCUCCGCCUGUGGCAGAGGGAACUCCCGGAAUUUGUAGAAUACUCCAUGGAAACCAUUUACGCGCGCCUAGACUCCAAUCAACUGGGAGCACUCGUCCUGAUACACUGCACCUAUCAUCACAACUACCUGGAGCUCUACAAGCUAUCCAUGCCAGAUCUGUUCAAGCUUCCGAAGCCUCUGUCCGUCCCGCCGGAGCACCACGACUUUCUUCAAUCCGCACAGGCCAGCUGCUACCAUCAUGCGCAGCAGAUAGCCGACAUCCUGGCCGAGGCGGCCGACCAUGGGGCCCACCUGCUAUCGGACAGCUUACUCCCAUAUUUUGUGUACGACAGCAGCAGAGUGAUGCUGUACUAUGUGGCCCGUUUGCUUGACCCAAACAGACCCGACGCCCAAUCAAAGCUGGACGAUGCCAUCAACGCUGUUGAGAGCAACCGUCGGGUUCUCCGGAUGAUGUCUGCCUUGUUCCCGAUCGCGCAAUCCCUGUCGAAUACGAUUGAUCGAUGGCUUACCAAGAUUCGGCAAAGCUCCAAUCGGGAUGACAUGCUGAGCAGGAUGCUCUCCGAAGCCCGGUCUGAAACCAAUGAUGUCGAACAGGCACGCCAGACUACAUGCUCCCGUCAAUUUCUCUUCACUCGCUCGCCCGGACUGGAAUUGCAACGAGGCGGGCCGCUGAUCGGGCAAGCGGCCCCGGGCGGCGGUGCAUGGGAUCGCAACAACGCGGCGCAGCAGCUGGUUGGUCUGAGUCAAGACGGCUUGGCCUCGUCGCGAUCCGGGCUCCAGCACGAGCAACCAGUGCCCACGGCCCUUCCGCAACCGCCCCCGGCUUACUCCAAAUGGGGCGGCGGCCCGGUCCAGCCGAUGUGUGAGGCGCUGGAUCUGGAUGACUUGCAAAACUUUUUAUCGUGGGAUAUGUACGGGAUCAUGGAUAUGGGCGAUCCGGUUCCGGACGAUGGUGCGGAUGACAUGGCGAUGCGGUCGUGGUCUGGGUCCAGCGAUGCGAUAUAACGGCGUCGCGACAAACGUAUAUGUGGGCAUGGGAGUUUCUUCUUUUACUUCUGUUUUUUCCUGCAGAAAGAUACCUCUGGUCAUUGUUUUGAUGGGGCCAAUAGUCGCUUUACAGAUACUUACGUGGGACAAGGUGUACAAAGUCAAGGCCCUGGCGGAAUUUGGCUUGGACCGCUUCGUCGCC